AUGCGUCUCAUGCCCGUGCUGUCGGCCUUGGUCGCUUGCAAUAUUGGAUUAGCCAUUACGGAGCUGGACCACGAGAAGAUCCAGCGAUCAUUGGAAGCGCGGACAUGGGCGCAUGAGACACGCGAUCUGAGUAGUCUGCUUGGAGACUUGGAAACGUGUGAGGGCUGCGAGCGCGUUUUGUCCGUCCUCAAGGCCGUCGUCAAGACCGGAGAUGAUGCCCUCAUCGCCCUGGGCAAACGCCUCUGCAAAGACAGCAGUGCUUAUGAUUCGCAAUUCUGCAACGGAGUUGUCGAGCGCGAGGCCCCUUCGAUUGCGUCCAUAAUCAGAACCAUGGAAGUCGGCUCUUCCUCUGCUAGACACUUCUGCAUGACUUUCCUCGGAGUCUGCAGUGCCCCGGCAAUCAAUCACUGGAAUGUCGACUUUGCGUCCCCGAAGCUUUGUUCAGAAGUCAAGAUCAAAAGCGUCGGUGGCCGGAAGCCCAUUCAGGUCAUUCAUUACUCGGACAUUCACGUCGACCCUCUGUACGAGAAGGGAUCCAACACCAAAUGUGGCAAGCCCACAUGCUGUCGAUCCUACACCGAAGAUGACAAGCCCGGCAAAACUAAGAAUCCCGCCGGGCCGUUUGGCGAUCACUCCUGUGAUGCUCCGACUACUCUGGAGAAGAGCAUGUACGAUUUCAUCAAAAAGGAGUUUCCCCACGCUGCCUUCACGCUAUUUACAGGCGACAUCGUUGAUCACGGUCUCUGGAAUACCAGCAAGUCGUAUAAUCAAGGCCUCAUCCAACAAUCGUACGAGAUGAUGAAUGACGGCCUCAACAUUGUGUAUGGAGCUACUGGCAACCACGAGGUCCACCCACCCAACAUUUUUGAGCCCGAAUCCCUGGGAAGCCAGACCCGUUGGGUAUAUGAAACCCUUUCCAAAGAAUGGUCACGCUGGAUUGAUGGCGCAUCUCUGCCAGAAGCACAGGCCGUUGGCGGGUAUUCCACCAAGUACCCCAACGGCAAUCUUCGCAUUAUUUCUCUCAACACCAACAUGUACUAUCGCCUCAACUUCCUUCUGUACCAGAAACAGCUUGAGAAGGAUCCAAAUGGCCAGUUUGCUUGGCUGGCCAAGGAACUCGAUGCUGCGGAAAAGGCCGGCGAGAACGUGUACAUCAUCGGCCACAUGCCAAUGGGGGACGCAGACGCCCUACCCGACGGUUCAAAUUACUUUGACCAGAUUGUCAACCGCUACGCAAGUACCAUCAGGGCCAUGUUCUUUGGCCACACCCAUCUUGACCAUUUCGAAAUCAGCUACUCGAACUACGCCGAGCGGACUCAUGACAAUGCCGUUGCCAUUUCGUAUAUUUGUCCCUCCCUUACGCCCACAUCCGGUAUGCCGUCCUUUAAAGUCUACGACGUAGACCCAGAGACUUUUGCAGUCAUCGACGCUAAGACCUACAUGGCCGACAUGAACGACGAGAGCUUCCAGAACAAUGGGCCAACGUGGAAGCAGUACUACUCUGCGAAGGAGGUCUACGGUGAAAUCGCCAGUCCCCGUCUUGCCGGCGCCAAAGCAGAGCUAUCCCCAUCCUUCUGGCACAACGUCACCGUCGCAUUCGAGAAGAACCAGACCCAUUUCGACGCCUACAUGGAGCGCAAGUCCCGUGGCUGGAAAACUGACCAGAAGUGCGCUGACAAGUGUCGACAGACGGAGAUUUGCGCCUUGCGUGCUGGCCGUGCCCAGGACAACUGCUGGGUGCCAGUUCCUGGAAUUCACUUUUCCAAGCGUGACGGAUCGGGGCAUAACCACAACAAGCACGACGAGUGUGGCUCUUCCGUCUCCAGGGACAUCCUGAGCAACCUUGUGAGGAGACUCGACAUGCUGGAGAUGCUACAAGAGCGCUUUCUCGCUGAGGGCGCAACAAUUGAGCCUAUUCUUGUGAGGCGAGAGGAGCCGUCUUCCUCUGCCACUGCCACUCAGACCCAGAAUUAUUGCGUCGCCGGACCCGAGAAUUCGAGCAGUACUGGGAGUGCUACGGGCGGUGUGGCCACUGCUACUGCGGUCAAGGGAAAUGCUGCUCGUGGGCCCGGAGCUGCGGCUUUCUGGGCCAGCGGUGUCUUUGCACUGUUGGCUUUGUAG
Molecule: messenger RNA, 2121 nt
Organism: Metarhizium album ARSEF 1941
Lineage: Eukaryota; Fungi; Ascomycota; Sordariomycetes; Hypocreales; Clavicipitaceae
Product: Sphingomyelin phosphodiesterase
Exons: 3
Coding region: 1-2121 (706 amino acids)
Molecular function (GO): hydrolase activity
Source: RefSeq, a predicted model, not a curated record